Molecule: messenger RNA, 5859 nt
Organism: Amphimedon queenslandica
Lineage: Eukaryota; Metazoa; Porifera; Demospongiae; Haplosclerida; Niphatidae
Exons: 1
Coding region: 231-5666 (1811 amino acids)
Biological process (GO): DNA integration
Molecular function (GO): nucleic acid binding; zinc ion binding
Source: RefSeq, a predicted model, not a curated record
CACACAUUCUUUAGUAAGAAUUAUUCUGGUCAAACAAGCAUGGUGAACUUUGCCUUGGCAACCAUUAGCAGCUUAGCUUAUCUCUCCUAUCUGUAAUCUGUCCAACAUUUAUUGGUCCAAACGACCCGGAUAUCACUCUACACUAACAGUCCUCACCCCAACUGGCAGAAUUAGGGAGAUAGUAAGCCCGUUCGUGUUGCCUUGCUGUCAAGACUUUCUCACGUGCCAUCAUGGCCCAAGCUAAUCCUAGAAGAAGAAGAGGGACCACCAAGCGUUCCAUUACUUAUCUCACUCAAAAGGUGGAAGCACUUGAAGCACAAACAGGACCUCCAGAUCCUGCUGUUGUCGGUCAAGCGCAACACUUAAAGGCGAAACUCGAAUCACUCGAUGCAGAGUUCAAGAUACACCACUACGCAGUAGUUGAUACUAUUACUGACGAGGGUGAACAAGCAAAGGAGCAUUCUGAGCUGGAUCUUCACGAUGACGCUGUCACAGACCUGUGCCUCAGACUCCAAGCUCUUGUCACGACUCAUUCAACUUCCAACCAGGAAAGCCGAAUCUUUCAACGAAGAUUCACUCAACUACGUCUAGAUCUUGAUCAGAUACGUGAUUCCAUUGAGGGACACACACCUGAUGAAGAUACCUGUCUCUUAAAUCAAUUAGAAGAUCGAUUAAUGGAUCUCAAGUUGGAACAUAGAGAGGUACGCAGUGCUCUACUGUCAUCAGAUAUAAAGGAUGAUGAUCCCUUGUAUACUGAGUUAACUGAAACUGGAAAAGCCAUGUUUGAUCAUGCUCUUCAAAUAAAGAAGCUUCUUCGCUCUCAAGCUACUGCUGCUGCUCUGGCAACAGAGAGGAAGGGUGGAGUCAGACUACCAAAGAUGGACGUACCGACCUUUGAUGGAGACAUUCUUAAUUGGAGGAGCUUUUGGGAGCAAUUCGUCAUAUCUGUCCAUGACCGCUCAGAUCUUGCUGAUGCAGAGAAGCUUGUAUAUCUUCAGCAGGCCAUAAAGGAUGGUUCUGCUAAGCAAGCGAUUGAAGGCUUAUCACAUUCUGGUGAACACUAUCCUGAAGCUGUUAGCAGUCUUCGAGCAAGAUAUGACCAUCCAAGAAUCAUCCAUCAGACUCACGUAAAGAAAAUACUCAACACGCCUCCUGUCAAAGAUGGUAGUGGUAAGGAGCUUCGCAAACUCCAUGACACUUUACAACAACAUCUCAGAGCUCUGAAGUCAAUGGAGUACGAUCCCUCGGGACCAUUUCUCACGUCUGUCAUUGAGCUGAAGUUAGAUCAGAACACUCUCUUUGAGUGGCAGAAACACACGCAGGAGACUGUGGCUGUACCCCAUUAUCAGAAGAUAUUGGACUUCAUCAACCUUCGUGCACGAGCUGCUGAGACAUCCAACCCAGAAUCGAAGAAGCCUAAUGUUCCAGCUAACAAGAAGACCGGUACUAGACCUGUCACGACUCACGCCACUACUACUGAUGUAAUUAAGUGUCUGGUCUGUAAAUCUGUGAGUCACCCAUUGUAUACAUGUACCAAGUUUAAAUCUUUUGAUCAUGACCAAAUGUUAUCAGUACUAAAGUCUAAUAAUCUAUGUAUGAACUGCUUCAGACCUGGUCAUGUAGCAUAUAAUUGUAAGUCCGUUCAUCGCUGUAAGCAUUGCCAAAAACCCCAUCAUACUCUGAUUCACAAAGAAACUGGUAAUGCCACCCCACAGUCACAAGCUGCUGGGGCACCCAUCACUACUCACACAGCCUUGGACCUUAAGUCUAAUGCAUUGCUGAUGACAUGUAUUGUAAGAGUACAUGGGCAUAAUGGCUCACACGUAGAAGCACGUGCUCUGUUAGAUUGUGCCUCUUCAGCAUCCUUUGUCUCUGAGAAGGUAGCCACUGGGCUAAGCCUAAAGCGCACAAAACAGAAUGCCGUGAUAUCAGGCGUUGCUGGAUUCACCAGACGGUCAACUCAGCAACCAAUCACUUCAUUUGCCAUUUCCCCUAUCUCUUCCAAUCACAAGAAGUUUAAUGUCACAGCAGUAAUAGUUCCCCGUGUAACGUGUGACUUACCUUCAGCUCCUAUUCUCCAUGACCAAGCUUGGUUACAUUUGAAUGACUUGUCUCUGGCUGACCCUCAGUAUGGGCAGCCUAGUAGAGUUGAUGUUCUAUUGGGUGUGGAAAUAUUUGUACAAGUAAUGCGUCAUGGCCGGCGGGAGGGACCUCCAGGGUCUCCCUUAGCCUUUCAGACAGAGCUAGGCUGGGUACUUGCUGGUAAUGUAUUUGAUAAUAAUGAUUCUCAUGCACGUGUUAUCACUCAUCAUGCAUCUGUCCAAUCAGGUGAUGAUCUAUUACGCAAAUUCUGGGAGAUCGAAGAGAGCCCAGCUACAAUGACUCCUAUGUCUACUGAUGAGCGCCUUUCCGUGCACUACUUUGAUACACAGCAUUAUUUUUCUGAAGAUGGCAGAUUUGUAGUACCCUUGCCUAUUAAGAAGGAAGCCAAGCCUAUAGGUGAAUCACGUUCAGCAGCUGUCAGAAGAUUUCUGAGCAUGGAACGUUCUCUCAAUGCUAAGGGACAAUUUCAGGAGUUAGCAGAGGUUAUGUCAGAGUACUUUGAGAGUGAUCAUGCAGAGCUGGUUCCUGAAGCUGAUUUGGACAAACCUCCUAAUGAAGUGUUUUACCUCCCUAUGCACACUGUGCGUAAGGAAACCAGUACUACCACAAAAAUCAGAGCUGUAUUCGACGCAUCAGCUAAAUCUUCCACUGGAGUUUCUCUUAAUGACACAUUAUUGGUUGGACCUACUGUCCAUCCUCCAUUGAUCGAUGUACUGCUGCGAUUUCGCUCACAUCGUGUAGCUUUAGUUGCAGAUGUUAGUCGAAUGUACAGAGCAGUGAGAUUAACAGACACAGAUCGAGAUUACCAUAGAUUUGUUUGGAGAGAGAGUCCUAAGGACCCCCUGAAGGACUACAGAAUGACACGUGUGACUUUUGGAGUGUCUGCCUCAUCAUUUAUGGCUAAUAUGUGUGUCAAGCAGAAUGCUGUUAAUCAUGCUCUCACUCAUCCACAUGCCUCAAAGGUUGUUGAGAACUCAUUUUACGUGGAUGAUGCACUUACUGGAGCAGACUCAACGGAGAAAGCAAUAGAACUCCAGAGGGAACUACAAGAUCUCUUUUCACAAGCAGGAUUUCUACUCCGUAAGUGGAAUUCGAGUGAAAGGGAAGUACUUCAACAUAUUCCCAGAGAGCUUCAAGACUCUAUGUCUACUGUAGCCAUAACUGAUCCUCAGAUGUAUACUAAAGCACUGGGUAUAGAAUGGAGCACAUCUGCUGAUUGUUUUCGAUUGACUGCUAAUGAACUCUCUUCCCUUGAUGUCAUCACUAAACGAUCUCUAGUUUCUGAUAUAGCUAAAACAUUUGAUGUCUUAGGUUGGUUUGCACCCACAAUAAUUAAAGCCAAGAUGCUGUUUCAACGAUUGUGGGAGCUCAAAGUUGACUGGGAUGAGACAGUACCAUCUUCAAUACUUGAGACCUGGUUGAGAUGGAGAGAUGAGCUUCACUUGCUAUUUAAGGUACCCAUUCCGCGCUAUUACUUUAGUAAGGAAUGUCACAUCACAUCUGUUCAAAUACAUGGAUUUUCUGAUGCCUCCAAGCAUGCAUAUGCUGGUGUAGUCUAUAUCAGAGGAAUAGAUACUCAAGGUAACAUUCAUGUAGCCUUAGUUACCUCCAAGACCAAGGUAGCUCCAAUCAAACAACUCACUAUCCCUAGAUUGGAACUUUGUGGAGCACAGCUGCUAGCUCAGUUAUUGGGUCAUGUGAGGGAAGUGCUACAACUCAGUCUGAAGGAUACCUUUGGUUGGACAGAUAGCACCAUUGUGCUUAACUGGCUGCAGGGUAGUCCAAAGAGAUUCAAAACCUAUGUAUGCAACCGAGUAUCUUACAUUGUCGAAGCUAUUCCUAGCACUAAUUGGUUCCAUGUAGAUGGAGCAGACAAUCCAGCAGAUUGUGCCUCCAGAGGAAUGUUUCCAUCUGAAUUACUUGACCACGAGUUAUGGUGGAAAGGACCCGCAUGGCUGUACAAGAGUGAGGAACAUUGGCCUCAUUCCAAGGACUUGCCACCAAAUCAGUAUGAGGAGGAAUGUACUGAAAUAUGUCUCCAUACCUCAGUACGCAUCAAGACUCCUGUAAUACCUGUCAAUCGUUAUUCCAACUUCAAUCACUUGAAGAGGAUUACUGCAUGGAUUCUCCGAUUUGUUCGAAAUUCACUUCCCAGCAGAGGAAAUGAGAGAUUCUCUUCACACCUAUCAACUCAGGAGUUGUCAAUGGCUGAGAGCUACUGGUUGUCAUUCUCUCAGCACGAGAUAUUCGGUGAAGAGAUAGAGACCCUUCAAGGGCAAGGAGAAAUUCCCCGCUCUAGUAUGCUACUACCACUACACCCAUUCAUGGAUGGCUGUGGAUUAUUGAGAGUGGGUGGUAGAGCUAAGAAUGCAAGAUUACCAUUUCAUAAUCGGCAUCCUGUGAUUCUUCAUAGGAAGAGUCCACUGGUACAUCUUAUUGUAGCGACUGAACACGUCCGACUCCUUCAUGCUGGACCCACAUUACUCAUGGCACAACUCUCAACUCGUUACUACAUAUUUGGUUGUCAUCAGAUUGUUCGUUCAAUCACUCGAGCUUGUGUCAUCUGUCGUCGUGUAUCAGCUAAGCCCAAACCACCUAUGUUAGGUCAAUUACCAACUGCUCGUGUGUCACCUGAUAUUGUAUUUGAUAAGGUUGGAAUUGACUACGCAGGACCAAUCAGUGUCAAGUAUGGAUAUGUACGUAAACCAACUAUAGUCAAGGCUUAUGUCUGUGUCUUUGUAUCAUUGUCAGUAAAGGCUGUUCACUUGGAACCGGUCUCGGAUCUAACCACUGAAGCAUUUAUUGCCACCUUACGACGAUUCAUCUCACGACGUGGUAAGCCAUCUGUCAUUUGGAGUGACCAUGGUACUAAUUUUGUUGGUGCUGCCACAGAAUUGAAGGACUUAUUUCAUUUCUUAAGCCAACAUAAUAGUCAGCAACUCAUAUCACAGUUCUGUUCUAAUCAGAAUAUACAAUGGGACUUCAUGCCAGAGAGAGCUCCACACUUUGGAGGCUUGUGGGAAGCAGCUGUUAAGAGCUUUAAAUCCCAUCUCAAGAAGGUCACUGUCAACAUCAAACUUACCUUUGAAGAGCUGACUACAAUCUUGACACAGAUAGAGGCUUGCCUCAAUAGUCGACCACUUACUCGCAUUAAUUGCAAUGAUGAUGGUAUAGAAGCCCUAACACCAGGACAUUUCCUGAUAGGGAGGCCCAUAGAAGCUCUACCUGAUUCUGUUGAUCUGAGUAGACCUCUCACACUACUGAAGCGUUGGCAUUUAUGUCAAUCUGUUCUAAACCACUUUUGGAAACGGUGGUCAGGAGAGUAUAUUAGUUCCUUACAAAGAUAUGCCAAAUGGAACACGAGUACUCGAAAUAUUGAGGUCGAUGAUGUGGUAAUUGUCAGAGAGGAUGGUCUAUUACCUACUAAGUGGGCAAUGGCAAGAGUCAUUGGAGUCCACCCUGGACAAGAUGGAAUAGUACGUGUCGUAACGAUCAAGACACCUAAUGGCACAUACAAAAGGCCAGUCACUAAAGUAGCCGUACUAAUUCCUACAAGCAAUUGAACAAACACACACGCUAUUAUGUAUAGUACAUUUAUUCAUUCUCAUGACUCAUUCCCCUUUCAUUUAUUUGAUUAAGUUUUGUAAGACCGUCGGUCUUGGCCGGCGGUAUGUUGGACUUCAUAAUUAAUUAUUCAUUGUUAUCAAUUGUAAUAUUACACACAUUCUUUAAUAAGAAUUAUUCUGGUCAAACAAG